CUCAACUCUUAAAACACACAACUCAACAUUCAACAAUCAAUCCAAAACCCAAACACUCUCUAGUUUCUUCAAGCUACCCUUCCAAGAUGAGUUCCAUGAAAUCCCACCCCAUUUUCUACUUGUUAAUCCUAGGUUCCCUAAUCUCCACACCUAUCCAUGCAACCACCUUUACAGUUAAAAACAACUGCCAACAAACUGUUUGGGGUGCUGCUAUACCUGGUGGUGGCAACGCAAUGAGCCCCGGUGCCACAUGGACUCUCGAUGUUCCAUCUAACACCAAUGCGGCCCGCAUUUGGGGUCGUACGGGUUGCACAUCCAACGGGCCCAACGGUCUCACCUGCACCACAGGUGACUGUGGUGGGGUACUCAACUGCGUUAACUCAGGUGCAACCCCAACCACCUUAGCCGAGUACACCUUAACAGGGUCAAAUAACAUGGACACCUUUGACAUAUCAUUGGUUGAUGGGUUCAAUUUACCCAUGAGUUUCAAGCCCGCCAGUGGGUGCAGCAACGGCCCGUCUUGCGCUGCCAACAUCAACGACUCGUGCCUGUCUGACCUUAAGGUUAAUCAGGGGUGUCUGAGUGCCUGUGAAAAGUUCAAUACUGAUGAGUAUUGCUGUAGGAAUCAAUUUGUAGAGAACUGCCCACCAUCAACAUACUCCAUGUUUUUUAAGAAUCAGUGCCCAGAUGCUUAUAGUUAUGCCAAGGAUGAUGCUACUAGCACUUUUACUUGCCCUCCUGGUACCAACUAUGUUAUUACAUUUUGUCCUUGAUGUGUAAUAUAGAGGCAAAUGUUAAACGUACUCUAUAUUUAAUUUAAUUUAAUUAUGCUGUAAUAUAUAAUACUCCAUACUAUAGAGUAUGUAUUAUGAAUAAACGGAAUGUUAUCCUAAUGUAAUCAUCUUGCUUUCGGUGAGUCACUGUAUCAGAAUUCAGAAGUACUCUGUAUUACGGAGUAUUAUUUUUAUAAGAAUAUGAGAGUUUUAAUGUUG
This is a messenger RNA of Spinacia oleracea (spinach), 992 nucleotides long. RefSeq names its product pathogenesis-related 5 protein Cup a 3-like. NCBI's taxonomy places the organism in Eukaryota, Viridiplantae, Streptophyta, Magnoliopsida, Caryophyllales, Amaranthaceae. The transcript has a single exon. The record is from RefSeq and is a predicted model, not a curated record. The coding region runs from base 87 to 773 and encodes 228 amino acids.